Messenger RNA from Salarias fasciatus (jewelled blenny), 1677 nucleotides. RefSeq names its product abhydrolase domain containing 6, acylglycerol lipase. Bases 187 to 1209 code for a protein of 340 amino acids. Gene Ontology annotation, cellular component: AMPA glutamate receptor complex; membrane. The record is from RefSeq and is a predicted model, not a curated record. Gene Ontology annotation, molecular function: monoacylglycerol lipase activity. NCBI's taxonomy places the organism in Eukaryota, Metazoa, Chordata, Actinopteri, Blenniiformes, Blenniidae. Gene Ontology annotation, biological process: acylglycerol catabolic process. The transcript is spliced from 9 exons.
ACAGCACGUGAACCCGGCAGAGCCGCCCUUCUCUGCACUGCCUCUUUAAGUGCAGAUAAAAGAGGGUUGUGUAAUGAGGGGAAACUGAAGAGUGAAUGAAGGCCAGCCCGCACUGACAGACUGAAGAGAGACGGCGUGCACCUCCAGAACAGCUCAAUAAUCCUGACAUUCCUGAAGUGAGCAGCGAUGGAGCUGAGUGUGACGAAAAUGAUCUGGCUGGCAGGAAGUGUUCUGGUUGUGCCGGCGCUCGCCGUCUUCACCUCCUUCCUCCUCUGGCCCGGGGUGGUCAUCAAGGCUUACAACUGGUAUUGGCGUCAGAAGCUGGGGCUGGUGGUGCGCUACGCUCACAGUGGAAGCUAUCGCUUCUGCUACUACAGCCGCGGGACGCCGUCCAGCACCUUCCCGUCACUGCUGCUGCUGCACGGCUUCUCCGCCACCAAGGACAUGUGGCUGCCCAUCAUCAACUACCUCCCCAGAAACCAGCACCUGGUGUGUGUGGACAUGCCGGGACACGAGGGCACGAGUCGCACCGGGGUGGAGGAUUACAGCAUCCAGGGUCAGGUGGCUCGAAUCCGCCAGUUUGUCCAGAGUGUCGGUCUGGAUAAGAAACCGUUUCACCUGGUCGGCACAUCGAUGGGGGGGAAUGUGGCGGGCGUGUACGCCGCCCGGCACCCCGCUGACCUGAGCAGCCUCACCUUGAUCUGCCCGGCAGGCCUGGUUUACCCCACAGACUCCAAGUUCAUCAGCCGUCUGAGGGAGCUGGAGAACAGUCUGGACCAGGAGCAGUCCAUCCCGCUCAUCCCCACCAACACCCAGGAGCUGGAGGAGAUGCUGAGCCUCUGCUGCUACACCCCCCUCAAACUCCACCGACAGGUCCUGAAAGGUCUCCUUGCCAACCGGCUCCCAAACAACGGCUUCUACAAAGAAGUGUUCAUGGAGAUUGUUGGGGAGAAAUGUCGUCACUCGCUGCAGGAAAACCUUCCUCUGAUCUCGACCCCCCUGCAGGUCAUCUGGGGAAAAGACGACCAGGUGCUGGAUGUGUCGGGGGCGUCGGUGCUGCAGGCGGCGCUGCCCCGCUGCCAGGUGGACGUGUUGGACAGCUGCGGUCACUCUGUGGUGCUGGAGCGUCCCAGAAAGACGGCCAAACUCAUCUUAGACUUCCUGUCCGCUCAGGAAAUCAGCGAUGAAAACUCAAAGAAAGUUUCCUGAAGGAAAAAACUCUGAAGAUGGAAGAUGAAGAAGAGAGAAAAGAAGGUUAUAAUGAGAUCAAGAUGAGAAAGUAAUUCUGGGGAUGAAGUUAUUUCACUGUUGGAUUUUGGACGUUGCUCACUGUGAAACUUGCACAAAAGACUGUAAAGAUAUUCCUGUGUGGUUCUCUCACUGCAGCCUGAUUUUAGUUUUUGAUGUUCAUAUUUUAUUAAGUCAUUCCGUGUUCGGACUUUGCACAUUUCACUGUUAUCUGUUUUCAGGCUGUUGAUCUGAGAGCGAAGUCUCUUGCAGUGUGAACACACUUGUCAACAUUUUGAGCCUCACUGGAGCAAGUGUACUGUGAGAAAUCUUUUGUCUGAUUAAGGAGUCAUUUCUGUAUGUUGGAGAGUUUGUAAGCAGAACGAUAUUUUAAUAAAUGAGCUGAUUCAUUUGCUUUAAUUGUUGUUCAGAGCGCCUUCUGUAUGGUUU